AAUCCCGAAAGACAUCGAAAAUCCCGUCAACACGUCUCAAGAAGAACCUCACAAACAUACAUCCAGCAUUUUCCCGAUGACCUAUCGGUUUGUAAGCCUACAACCCACCAAACAUCUCAAGAUUCCGUGCAUCCAAGCCGAGAAACACAACUAAACAAUGUAAAUAUCGUCUCUCUAUCAUCUUCCAGCCAGACAAGAACAAAAUCCCCCCCAAGAAAGAAACCACAAAUAAUACGUCCCCAUUUCUCAAUCACACAAGGAAAGAGUGGUAAGAUUACGCUACACCCCACCAACCAAGGCCAUCCAACCCAGCAAUCCACUUCAACAGUAAUCCUUUACAGUUACAAGGAUGUGAUUUAUCCUCCGGGUGCCAUAGGCCAUAGAGCAGAAGUGUUCGAUGCUCAUCAUUUACUCCUUUAUCCAUCACUGCCCCAAGUUCAACGAAAAUCCGUAAAUAUUCUCGAAGCCCGCAGCGUUCGAGAAUAUCAGUCUCGUCAACCUGUCAACUCUCUAUCACGAGGAGGGUUCCAACAAUCCGUAAGAAGACAGUUAUUCCCCGCUAGAUUUGUGGACUAGUGGUGCUAAAAACUACCUAGGUAGGCAUGCCAUGUUAAUGCUAUCAUAGCAUAAUGCCACCGAAAUGUUGUUUUGUUCAUGCCUUCCUCCAAUCCUGGGCAGAGUUUGGAAGUCGUUGUGUCCAGUGCCUAUAGUUUUGCACCGAAAAUCGAACGUGGAACACGCGCAACCCAAAGAUCUGCUGGUGUCGUGGAAACAAGUAGACGAGGUGAUCCCCGAGAGCAUUUCGCGGUAACGCAGCUGUGAAGUCGACAGGCAUACUUCUCCAGUUGAAGGAUACCCAACGUAGGUUGGGAGGAUAGACUUACGUGCACCACUGCCAGUCUGAUCUCAAUCUCCUCCAGUUGAGGGAGGUUGAUAAGAUCACGGCGCUUGAAUGGACGAAAAAGAAAGAAGGAGUUACACUUGUGGAAAACGAUUAGGUAAAAGAAGAAAACUAAUAUAUUACAAAGUUACAUCAGGUAUAUACAACAAUAAAAACCAGCAAAUCAUGGCACAAUACCAUCCCUAGCACACGUAGAUGCCAUCCAAAAACGCGUCCAAUUUGGAUAUAUUGAUGUGUGGCAUCAUAUUGUCGUCAAAGUAGAGUUUUUUUACAUGCGGGGUUGUGUCACUUACAUGUAUAUAACCCGGUAUGUUCCAUGUACACCUCAGAUAUCCACGUGAAAAUCCAAUGAUUAUCUCAACGUCCUCAAGCCAGGAAUUUUCCUUUUCACUCAGGCAUUCGCAAGAAGAGGACACAGCAUAUUCCACUUCUCCUCAUACAUCUCAUUCAAAAUCCAACUCGCCAACCUUCCUCGAUCCAGAUUCAAUCCAUCCCGACCUUUACUGUCACCCACGAAAACAGCGUGAGCAUCGCCCUUAUUCCCGUCCAGUUUCGUCCCAUGUAACAAUGGCACCCGGAACAUAGUCCAGUGGAUUUUUUCACCCAGCGCAGCUGUCUCCUUGGCCAUGCCGUUGAUCUCGGCAUAUGAAUCCCCUCCGAUGAUUUUGAUGUACCAGUUGAUGGCUAUGUACCAUUUGAAGCUACUGGUGUCUUCUGGGGCAGAGUAGGAAGCGGUGGAGAGGAUCAUGAUCCGUUUGGUGGUGCCGUUUGCUAAGAGGAGGGGGUAGAGAUUCUUGAGGCAUUCGGUAAUGGGCUAGAUGGGAAUUAGCGAGAGUUGGGAAGGAGGAUAUCGAGGAGAUCCCACCGUUCCAUCUUUUUUCCCUAGCGUUGGACCAGCUAGGGAUAGGAAUAUAUCGGCUCCGCAUGCUGCCGCCUUCUUCAAGCCCUCGACAUCUCCGAACUCGCCCUCAAUAAUGUUGAGAUUGGCGUUUGCAGAUAGUUCGGCGGGAAUCUUGGAGGGUGUUCGGGCGUAGAGAGUGAGUUUAUGGCCAGCGUCUAGAGCUGCCUGGGCGAAGAUCAGACCGCAGACUCCAGUGCCUCCUAUGAGGAGGAUGUGAUGUUUGUCAUCCAUCAUUUGAUCACAAUCUGGAGGAGAGGCUAUCACGAGGCCAGCAGUAAGUGUAGAGUGAGGAAUGUGACGAGAUUCCUAUACUGACAUGCGCCGGCAGUGAUGGUUGUCGUUGAAUGCGCCAGUACCGGUAGCUCGAGGGAGGCUUGGGUGUCGAGGGCCACCAUGGUGAAAGUGGUCAAACGCAAUAUGUCUGGAUGGGUAUAAAGUGAAUGUAGCAAGGAUGUCUCGCUAUUCACUCGUCAUCUCAAGGUUUUCAGGAGGUUCUAGCUGAGGUGAGCCCAGGUCCAGCAGCGGAGCGCCAGCACCUGGCUCCAGCAUGGAUACCUACACACCUACGUGGUGCUACAUACACCUCUCUUGUACUACUUCGAAGUAGUAUGAGUAGUCUAGUCUAGUAGGUCUGCCGAGGUAUGCGACGACCGGGCCGGGUACGGGAAUCUUCAGCCGCCGCCGCUUGCGCUUAUCUACAGCGAGUGCCAGGUGACGCUAAACCUUAUCGCUCCCCUUGCGUCACCCGCAUGUUUUUCGCAAGGAAAUCUCAGCAACCAAUCACCGCCAACCUGAUUCAAGACAAGGCAUUCACACACGACCCAGAGGACAGUGACGGCAGGUCCAUGUGCAGAUGAGAGAGGCUGAAGGGGCUUGAAGGCUUUUUUUUCUCUAUUUCAACCUCUGCCAUCGUCUCCUCCUUCAAAACGCCAGAUCCAGCAUCUUCGUCAUGGCGUCUCUCCUGCCCGCCGCUGUUGGAGUCUUAUCAAAGGACUUGUCGCUCCAGGAAGCCUUAUCAGGCAUCUUUGGGAGUGUUAGUUUGGCCACCUGGAUGUUCUUGCUGGUGAGUACAGCUGCAUGCGAAGCUGACAUGAGGAUAUACUCAAACUCAAAUCGAUAUCGGACGAAAUGAUACUGAUCGCUGUUAGGUGCCGCAACUGAUACUAAACUACAAAACUGGGAGCGCCGAUGGCAUAUCUCUGGCCUUUUUGCUAGUAUGGAUGGUGGGAGAUGUAACGAAUCUGGCGGGUAUGUAUCUCUUCACAACAUCUCUCGCUCCUCUCUGAUACAUCGGAUCUCGAUCUGGUCAAAGUACAUCGAUACCUUUUGGUCAAAACCCUUAUCAACUCGUCAUACCCAAUACAAAGGAACCUCUUUUUAUAUCACGUGCUGACAGUGGCUAGGUGCUGCUUGGGCUGGACUUGUCCCAACGAUGAUCGCACUCGCAAUAUAUUUCUGCAUUGCAGAUACUGUGCUGAUUACACAGGUCUUAUACUACCGAGCCAAGAAUGCUCGCGAAAGAAAAGAAUCCGUCGUGUCAAUAGAGACCGAGGAAGAACCAUUGCUGAGACGAAGAAGCAGUGACUCAACAGGCCUGCCGGGCUCCCACAGACGUCGCUUGUCGGCCGUCAGCACCAGUAGUCGUAGGAGCAAUUCUCUCAAGGAUAUUUUAGAUGAAGGUAGUCUGGAAGAGGGAAGUCUCUUCAGGAAGAACUUCUUCACUAUUUUGGCGGUUGUUGCGGUUGGUGUGGUUGGUUGGGCUAUCGCCUGGCAAUCCGGUGUGUGGGUUCCUUCUCCCAUUGAAGAUGUUCCUGUGGUGACGGAAAGUUCUGCUGGAGCCAAAACUUUGGGGUAUAUCAGUGCUAUGUGCUAUCUUGGGUUCGUCUUGAUAUUCUCUGUCCAAGAAUUCUCGCUAACCACUUUUUAGAGCUCGAAUCCCUCAGAUUAUGAAGAACUACCGAGAUAAGUCUUGCGAAGGUAUGUAGUCCGUCAUGAUAUUGCUUCACAAUAGCUAAUGAAACACAGGCCUCGCUUUACUUUUCUUCAUCCUCGCCUUGAUAGGAAAUGCUACACAAGGUGCGAGUAUUUUAUUCCAUUCGCUUGAAAAGGAGUAUCUUUACACCAACCUCCCUUGGCUUAUUGGGUCUCUUGGAACCAUGAUUGAAGAUGCAACCAUCUUUGUCCAAUUCCGAAUGUAUUCGGUGAAGAAGACUACUACUGUCACCCAAGAAUAGAUUCUGGGGGCAGUUUUCAUGGCGUUUGAAGAAUAAUGAUGACGUACGGUGAUGGGUAUACAGCAUGCAACGGAAUCUGCCGGCGUUUUCUUUUAACUGAAUGCAAACUACGAAGGUUGUACUUUUUUUCGGCUUGUAUAGAUAGGUUGCGCGAGGUUGGAAGACAUAUUUUUUGUCAUGGCAUUUAAUGGGUCAGCAUGGAAAUGGAGUAAGUAUUUCUGGGAAUUAGCCAAUGAUAUCAGCUCAACUGGAUCUUGCUUUGUGUGGAUUCUUGGGUUUUUGAGUGUCUUUCUAUGUAUUCCGCUCUUCAGGAUUGAUUGGAAAGUUCCAGUCAUUGAUGAUGUUCAAGUAGUUCUAGCAAAAUCAC
Messenger RNA from Hymenoscyphus albidus, 4403 nucleotides. The record is from the annotation of a GenBank genome assembly. NCBI's taxonomy places the organism in Eukaryota, Fungi, Ascomycota, Leotiomycetes, Helotiales, Helotiaceae.